AGAGAGAGAGAGAGAGAGAGAGAGAGAGAGCGCAUGUAAAUUUGUGACUUUCACUGGAAUAAAUAUCAACAAAUGAACUAGAAGAAAGAUCCAGUGUGGGUGAACCUCAGCUGGGAUGGAGUUCUCCAACUUCUCCUCUGAGAUUGGCGAUCAUUAGUAGAAAUCAAUAAGCAUGCCGGACCAUCUGUCAGUGUCUGAGUUCAUGGACAUUACCAAUGAGGAUUAUAAAGCGCCUACAACAUCGAUCUUCACCACCCGGAUGGGACACUGCCGGAACACCGUGGCAGGACUCGAAGAGGCUCUUGAUGCAGACCGGACAAUUCUGAUCAAAAUGAAGAAGUCUGUCAAGGCCAUAAACAGCUCUGGCCUAAACCAUGUGGAGAAUGAAGAGCAAUACAUUCAGACUCUGGAGAGGCUUGGAGAAGGGAGUGUGUAUAAAGACAAUCCAGAUGUGGCUGUAGCAUUCCUUAAGUUUGCUGUCUUCACCAAAGAACUCACAGGACUCUUCAAGAACUUACUACAGAAUAUGAACAACAUCAUCACCUUUCCCUUAGACAGUCUACUGAAAGGAGACAUGAAAGGAGUGAAAGGGGAUUUAAAGAAGCCUUUCGAUAAAGCCUGUAAGGACUAUGAUAACAAAGUUAAUAAGCUUGAGAAAGAGAAGCGGGAGCAUGCCAAGCUGCAUGGGAUGAUCAGGACAGAGUUCUCUGGGGGAGAGAUUGCUGAGGAGAUGGAAAAGGAGAGACGAGGAUUUCAGCUCCAGAUGUGCGAGUAUCUCAUCAAAGUGAAUGAAAUCAAAACCAGGAAGGGGGUCGACUUGGUGCAGAACCUCAUCAAGUAUUUUCAUGCCCAGUGCAAUUUUUUUCAGGACGGGUUAAAGGUUGUGGAGAAUCUUAAACCAGCCAUGGAAAAACUGUCCACAGACUUAGCAGGAAUUAAGCAAUCACAAGAGGGGGAAAAGAAGCAGCUGAUUCAGCUUCGAGAUAAUCUAAAGUCAUCUUUACAAACAGAACAAAAAGAGGACUCUCAGUCCAAACAAAACAUAGGCUACAGUCUCCACCAGCUGCAGGGCAACAAGGCUUAUGGCACAGAGCGUAACGGGAUGCUCUCCAAGCGCAGUGAAGGGUUGAGGAAGGUGUGGCAGAAACGGAAGUGCUCAGUGAAGGGUGGAUAUUUGACGAUUUCUCAUGGAACACCAAACACACCACCAGCCAAACUCAACCUGUUAACCUGCCAAGUGAAAUGCAACCCUGAGGAAAAGAAAAGCUUCGAUCUCAUCUCCCACGACCGUACAUACCAUUUUCAGGCAGAAGAUGAAGCAGAAUGUCAGAUAUGGGUGUCUGUGCUGCAGAACAGUAAGGAAGAGGCCCUGAACAAUGCCUUCAAAGGAGAUCAGGAUGAGGGCGAGAACAACAUUGUGCAGGAGCUUAGCAAAGCCAUUGUGAAUGAAGUAAAAAGGAUGAGUGGCAAUGAUGUGUGCUGUGACUGUGGAGCUCUUAAUCCAACAUGGCUCUCAACUAACCUGGGGAUUCUCAUCUGCAUUGAAUGCUCUGGGAUCCAUCGGGAAAUGGGGGUGCAUUACUCCAGAAUACAGUCUCUGACUUUAGAUGUGCUGGGAACAUCAGAACUCUUACUGGCGAGGAAUCUGGGAAAUGCAGGCUUCAAUGAUAUUAUGGAGGCAAACUUGUCAGGAGAUGAAAUACCCAAACCCAACCCCUCUAGUGACAUGCAGAGCCGCAAAGAUUUCAUCACGGCUAAGUACACAGAGAAACGCUUUGCUCAGCACCGACGUACUGAUGCGACUGCCAAACUGCGUAGCCUGUACGAUGCAGUAAAGAGCCGUGAUAUCUUCUCCCUGCUGCAGGUGUAUGCUGAUGGAGUGGACCUGACAGAUACCUUCUCUUUAGCCAGUGAACAUGAGCAGGGUGAGACCGCGCUACAUCUGGCCGUACGAAUAGUAGACAGAAACUCCCUCCAUAUUGUAGACUUCCUUGUACAGAACAGUGGGAAUCUGGACAAACAGACUGUAAAAGGAAAUACAGCACUUCACUACUGCUGCCUCACAGACAAUAGCGAGUGUCUGAAACUUUUACUGCGGAGCAAAGCCACUGUUAGCAUGACCAAUGAAGCUGGAGAAACUCCACUGGAUAUUGCCAAGAGGCUAAAGCACACGCAGUGUGAAGAGCUGCUGAACCAGGCACAGACUGGCAAGUUUAACGUUCAUGUGCAUGUAGAGUACGAAUGGUGUCUGCACAAUGAAGACCUGGAUGAGAGCGAUGAUGAAAUGGAAGACAAGCCGAUCCCUCAGAAGCGAGAGGAGCGGCCUGUAAGCUGCUUUGUCCCAGGCAACACCUCCAUUCAACCCAACAUGUCUGCCCUUGCACGGGAUGUGGUCAACGCAGUUCGGGAAAAGCAGAGAGCCUUCAUCCCCAGCAUGAUGUGUAACGAGACCUACGGCACCAUGAUGGAUCUUAGUCCUCCUCCCUCUAACAUACUCACUGUCCCCAUACCACAGCUUCCCCCACGCAACACAACAGUGGGCGUUGGCAGCUGGAAGCCUAUAGAGACAUUAGGAAGACAACGAUCCUCUUCAGAUCCGCCCAAUCCGACUAGUCCAGAGAGCAACGUCUAUGUUCUUCCUCCUGCUCCUCCUCCUCCUCCUCCUCCUCCUCCAAUCAAGAAACCAUUCGUCCAGGAACCUAAGCUCCAAACAAAGAAUGUCCUUCUGCCGCCUGUUCCACCAAUUUUUCAAAAGCUUCCUGUGCCCCCAGUUCCUAUUAUUCCCACUGCCCCACCACUUAUUUCAGUGCCACCUCCUCCACCAAUGCCCCCACCCUCAUUCAAACCCACACCACCAAUUAUACCUCUACAGCCCAGAGCCCCCACACUCAAACCCAUCCCAGGAAGCGAGAAAAACUUUCCCAAACCGCAGCCAAGCAGGCCGAGGCCCAAGGAAACAGUUGAAAAAGAUUCUUUACCAUUAGCACUGAGUUCUGCACCAACAUCACCUCCUGCUCCACCCCCUGUCCCCAAACCUAGACUUCCUCCAACAAAAACUAAACCUAAGCGGGUGAAAGCUAUCUACAAAUGUAUAGCUGAUAACUCAGAUGAGCUGACUUUCAUUGAGGGAGAGGUGAUCAUAGUUGAUGGAGAGGAAGACAAGGAGUGGUGGGUUGGACACAUUGAGGGAGAUCCUACCAGAAGAGGAGUUUUUCCCGUUUCGUUUGUGCAUGUGUUUACUGAUUAACUCAAAUCUGAGCUGGACACUGAAACUGAAAGUGCUGCUGCAGAAUAUGGGAGUGUAUCUACUGCCACAUGUUGAGAUUUAAUAGAAAAAAACAAGGGAAUUAAUCACAUAAGCUUCCUCAUAUUGUCUGCAAUCUCGUUUCAAUUAUUUUUAAUCCAUUGAGCAUGGAUUAAUUUUAAUGCAAAAACACUGGAAUAAAACCACACUUUUUUGCUGGAGUAUUUUGCAUGUUUUGGAGUUUGGUUGCAGAGCAAUCGCUCAUCUCAUGUAACUUUUCGUUUUUCUUUAAGCUCUUUUACAGUAGUCAUUAAAAAAAUGGUUAUUUUCA
This is a messenger RNA of Silurus meridionalis, 3575 nucleotides long. RefSeq names its product ArfGAP with SH3 domain, ankyrin repeat and PH domain 2b (gene asap2b). Lineage: Eukaryota; Metazoa; Chordata; Actinopteri; Siluriformes; Siluridae. Bases 173 to 3247 code for a protein of 1024 amino acids. Gene Ontology annotation, molecular function: GTPase activator activity; protein binding. Gene Ontology annotation, biological process: positive regulation of GTPase activity. The transcript is spliced from 29 exons. The record is from RefSeq and is a predicted model, not a curated record. Gene Ontology annotation, cellular component: cytoplasm.